This is a messenger RNA of Pecten maximus, 897 nucleotides long. RefSeq names its product thioredoxin domain-containing protein 17-like. The coding region runs from base 94 to 468 and encodes 124 amino acids. The record is from RefSeq and is a predicted model, not a curated record. NCBI's taxonomy places the organism in Eukaryota, Metazoa, Mollusca, Bivalvia, Pectinida, Pectinidae. Gene Ontology annotation, cellular component: cytosol. The transcript has 4 exons. Gene Ontology annotation, molecular function: protein-disulfide reductase [NAD(P)H] activity.
CACAACUUUUAGACAAGCCGGAAGUGCAUACAUAAAGAUAGGCAGGGGGUGUUAAGUCCUGUAUAAACGAAACUCUAUACUUACAAAUCAGCUAUGGUUGUACAGGUACAUGUUGAGGGGAUCGCACAAUUUGAGACAAAGGCAAAGGAACACAAAGGAAAAACGAUAAUCGCCUUGUUUUCUGGCUCGGUGGAUGCAGAAGGCAAAAAUUGGUGCCCCGACUGUGUGGCAGCUGAUCCGGUAGUCUCCAGAAAUCUUUCCAAUGCUCCAGAGGAUGCCGUUUUCAUCCAUUGUGGUGUUGGUGGCCGAGAUUAUUGGAAAGAUAAAAAUAAUGUCUUCAGAACAAAUCCACAGUUAAAACUGAAGUGUGUUCCUACCUUGAUGAAACUGGGAAAGCCAAAUAGACUUGAAGAAGGACAGUGUGCUGAUGACGAUUUGGUGAAAAUGCUGUUCUCUGACGAAGACUGAAAACCCUUGCUCUUAAAUUCAAAACUAAUGCUUCUGUCAAAUGUCAAGUUAAUUAUAGUUGAAUGUGGAUACAAAUUUUGUUCAAUCAUUAUGGAAUAUUUGUAUUCAUGCAAAGAUUUGUUUGGUGGAUAGCAUGAAUUGUAUGAAUACUAUCAAUGAUAUUUAACCAGAAAACAACAUUUCAUGAACUGUUUUCAGUAUAAAAGUGGAAUGUUUCUCUUUCAAUGAUUAGAAAUGAUUUGAUGUCCAUACAGUAUAACAGAACUAGGUAUGUCAAAAUAAUAAUCACAUGCCUGUACAUUGUUUAAGCUGAAAUGCAUGUAAAGGUGUUUGUGUGUCACAGGAAGUGCAAUGUUCAUAAAUUAUUAAUUUGUUAAGGUUGAUUAAUGAUCCAAAGAUCAUAAAUAAUAAAUGACAUAAAAAGGCAAA